Melampsora larici-populina 98AG31 is the source of this 1059-nucleotide messenger RNA. RefSeq lists its product as uncharacterized. The record is from RefSeq and is a predicted model, not a curated record. Lineage: Eukaryota; Fungi; Basidiomycota; Pucciniomycetes; Pucciniales; Melampsoraceae. The transcript is spliced from 5 exons. The coding region runs from base 1 to 1059 and encodes 352 amino acids.
AUGUCAUCUUUAACAUCUAACGCAUCGAUGGAGAGCUCUGCUCGAGAUCUAGUGACCGCAUCUCAGCUUUCGCACGCAUCGAGGGUUCCUCUUACAAACGGCAAUGCUGCCGAGUCAUACUACCACCAGGCCUAUCCAUUAUCUACGCCAGGCGUUGAUUUCAUCCUCGCCUCUUCCGAUAUCGUUUCCUGUCGGUUUGCGAUAUCCUCUACCAAGUUGGCUUUCCAGCCUGAAGUUUUCUCCCGCAUCGACCGGGCCAAGAUUCAAGUUUAUGCGGGCCUUCCUCUCAUCAUGAUGGACGGAUCCAAGGAAGUCAUAGAGAUCAUAUUGGCAUGCCUUGACCCAAGUCUUGUCCCUGACCUUUCUCAUUAUAAAUUUGAUGACCUUGUCAGCGCAUUGGAGGCCGUGGCAAGCCGAAGCGCACUUGAGCACGUAGAACGACUUUGUCUUCUGGCAUUAGGUGCCUUCUACAAGCUUAAGCCAAUCCAUGUCUUUGCACUGGCUGAGAUAUACGGAUGUGCUUGGAUGGCUAAGCUGGCGUCCGAAUUCACGUUGGCAUUGGACAUUGAUCUGCCGCAGCACAAGCGCCUCCUGUCGAUCGAAGCUUAUGAUGCGUUGGAUGAACUCCACUCUUAUAGGAGGAAGCAAGCUCGUCAGAUAUUGAACCGACUUCGAUUACCUUUGAUCUCACAUCGGUCACAAUGUAAUCCUGAUCAACUUGCUGAGAUUUGGAAAUCUUCUCUGGGUAGGAUCAAAAGAGCAGCGUGGAAUUCUCCAGCUGAUUUGGAUAUGAGAGAACUAUUUUCAAAGGAAUUGAAUAAAGCAUCGGAUCUCUUACAAUGCACGGAAUGUUUACAUUCGAUUUAUUGUUUGGUUGAUCAAGCUGAUCAAGAGUUCAAGAUGAUUAGGUGUUGGGCGCUUCCUACUUCCAAUGUUUCUACUUUAGAAUUUCCUUAUCCUUUCGGCUAUCGUCAAAAGUAUGAACUAGUGAUCUACACUUAUAAUCAUCAAGUGGCUGGUAGUCAUAAUGGCACGCUCUUUAGCGCUAAUCCUCGAUGA